AAUAGUAGAGAGAGAGACUUGGGCAUUCGGCGAUUCGGCCUAGCGAGCAGAGCAGAGUGAGAAGAGACAGAGCAAUGGCGUCCUCGCCGCCGCCGCCGCCGCCGCACCCCCUCCCCACGCAGAUCCCCCUCACCCCAAAGCCCGAACCCGACGCCCCUCUGCCCCCCUGCCCCGCCCCUCCCACCGCCCUCAACCCCAAGCUCGAAACCAUGGCUCUUACCCCGGAGCACUGCGAGCUGGAGCCCUCCCCCGACGGCCACCUCCACUUCACGCAGCACCAGAUCGACGCCAUCCCCGCCGACCUCCCCCUCGUCGUCUCCAACCCACCACCCGAGCCCAACCCACAAGGUUCGAUUCCCCCGCGCUCUGACACAUCCGUCUCGGCCUCUUCGUCGUCCGCCAAGAAGCGAGCCCGCGGCAGCGCCCGCGCCGGCGACAUGGUGCGGGUCAAUACCGUGACGCCUCAAGACCGCAUCCACUUCCGCUCCCUCGUCCGCCGCGCGCGCCUCACCUUCGAGGCGCUCCGCGGGAUCUACCAGCGGGAGGAGUCGUACGACGGCGGGCCCCGCAACCGCUUCGACCUGCGCGCCUCCAGCAAGAUGCUCUCCCGGGGCCUCUGGCUCUACCGGGACGUGCGCAUCGUCGGGCCCAUCCCCGGCGUCCUCGUCGGCGACGCCUUCCACUACCGCGCCGAGCUCUGCGUCGUCGGCCUCCACUGCACCCCGCAGGCCGGCAUAGGCUACAUCCCCGCCAGCCUCGUCAGCGAGGGCCACCCCGUCGCCACCAGCAUCGUCUCCUCCGGCGGGUACCUCGACGACGAGGACAGCGGCCAGGUCCUCGUGUACAGCGGCAGCGGCGGCCGGCAGCGCAACCGCGUCGAGCACCACGCCGACCAGACCCUGGAGCGCGGCAACCUCGCGCUCCACUACAGCUGCCACUACGGCGUGGAGGUGCGCGUCAUCCGCUGCCACGCCUGCGAGUCCAGCCCCAGCCGGAAGGUUUAUGUCUACGACGGCCUCUACAAGGUGGUCAGCUCCACCUACGACAUGGGCAAGUCCGGCCGCCAUGUCUGCAAGUACACGCUGGUGCGCCUCCCUAACCAGGAGGAGCUCGGCAGCAGCAGCUGGUGCUUGGCCAAGGACAUCAAGGACAAGCUGCUGGCCAACCAGGCCCUCCCGCCCGGCUACAUCUCGCCGGACCUGUCAAACGGCAAGGAGGUGCUCCGUGUCCCCGUUUUCAACAGCAUCGACCAGGAGAGCUCUCUCCUUGACUUCGGCUACAUAGCCCGCCCCGAAUUCCCACUGCCGCUGGUGAAGCAGCAAAUGGGCUGCCACUGCACGACCUCGCCGUGCGGGCGUGAGUGCGGCUGCGUGAUGAGGAACGGCGGAGGCCCGGUGUACAAUGAGGACGGCACCCUUGUCCGGGGAAGGCCGGUGGUGUACGAGUGCGGCGUGCUCUGCGCUUGCACCAUGAGCUGCGUGAACCGGGCGACCCAGCGCGGCAUGAAGCACACCCUCGAGGUGUUCCGGUCCAUGGAGACGGAAUGGGGCGUCAGGACGCUGGAACUCAUACAGCCAGGCGCCUUUGUGUGCGAGUACAGUGGAGACGUGGUGGUCACCACCGGCGACUGCGAGUUCGCCAUGGACGAGGGCAUCGUUAUCGACCCAAAGAGCUUCCCCAAGAGGUGGAGCGAGUGGGGGGAUGCGUCCGCCGCGCUUGGAGACGAUGACGACAAGGUACCCCGCCCCCGGUUCCCCCAUUUCCAGGAGCCGGGCUAUGUGCUCGACGUGUCCCGCCGGAGGAACUUGGCCAGCUACAUCAGCCACAGCUGCACUCCCAAUGUCUUUGUGCAGCUAGUCCUCCGCGGCGGCGAGAACGAAUCGUGCCCUCACCUCAUGGUGUUCGCCAUGGACGCCAUCCCGCCUAUGCGCGAGCUGAGCAUCGACUACGGCAUCGAUCAGCAAAUCUGCAUAUGAGGAGAGGGUCCAGCGACGGCAAGUUCAGUUCGACUCGAUGGACUGAAGGUGCACUGUGAAACUCACAGACUAGUGCAAGAAUUUUUUGGUAGCUAGUGUUGGUGAGCAAACAUACUGCUCUUCACUUUUGCUGAAGGUUGCACCCCUCCCCUGAAUUGGGAAAGUGAAACAGAGGGGAGCCCCCUAGCUAGUUGUUAGACAUUCGUGCCUGUAGUAGAUUUUCAGUUGCUAGCUUCUGACUGUCGUCGUACUGGUAUGGGUGGAGUGCAAUCUUAAACAGGUUCAUGUUCAAGAAUUUGGUUUAUCUUUUUGCCAAGUGAACCUGGUUGCUGUUGGGUUGUUUGUAAGAUGAUGAUGAUAAAGAGCAUGCAUGGGAGUGUAUGUUUUGGUAA
Hordeum vulgare subsp. vulgare (domesticated barley) is the source of this 2368-nucleotide messenger RNA. RefSeq names its product histone-lysine N-methyltransferase family member SUVH9-like. The record is from RefSeq and is a predicted model, not a curated record. The transcript has a single exon. The coding region runs from base 75 to 1976 and encodes 633 amino acids. NCBI's taxonomy places the organism in Eukaryota, Viridiplantae, Streptophyta, Magnoliopsida, Poales, Poaceae. Gene Ontology annotation, cellular component: nucleus. Gene Ontology annotation, molecular function: histone methyltransferase activity; zinc ion binding; protein binding.